GCGUUGUGCCUGCGAAGGACUUCCUUGAAUUCAUUUCACGAAAUCAUUUCGAAGCUUCAAUAGUUUUGCUAGUAUUAAUGUUAAAUUACUUUUAUAUUCUAAGUGGUGUUUAAUAGCAAUUAUUGUUUUUUUUUGUGGAAUCGUGUUGAUAGUUUUUUUUUUUAUAAAAAUAACCUUACAUUGGAAAAACAUACAAUUAUUAUUACAAACGAGAAAAUCAUUGACUACGCAUGACAAAACAUGGAGAGUGCAGGCAACAAUACCAUAUUAUAUGACGACGACAUUCUUUACACGAGUGAGUUUUUACUUCAAAGGGAGUUCAGCGAUAUAUUAGCGGAUGUGAAAAGAUGGCCGAUUGACAAAUGCCUGGAAGCACAUCUAAUAAACGACACUUUAGGAAAUGAUUUGACAAACAGCGUCUACGUUUAUAACGGUACUCGGGUCACGUGCUUGGAGCAUGCGCCUGUUUUAACCAGAAGCACUAUAAUCAGAGCGAGCGUUCUUUCAGUAAUGGCCAUUUUAUCAUUCUUAGGAAACUUUGCAACUAUGAUUAGCGUUCAGAGAGGCAAAAGAGGUCGCAGGAGAGCAAGGCCAUCGUGGACAGCAAUUUAUAGUCUGAUAUUCCAGCUAAGUAUAGCAGAUUUACUGGUGACAGUGUUUUGUAUAGCGGGAGAAGCGGCUUGGUCUUUCACUGUGCAGUGGUACGCGGGAAACAUAGCGUGCAAGCUAUUCAAAUUUCUGCAAAUGUUUGCUUUGUACUUGAGUACAUUUAUACUGGUGCUGAUUGGUGUAGACCGAUGGCUGGCCGUUAAGUAUCCUAUGAAGAGUAUGGCCACUGCUUCAAGGAGUGUAAGACUGGUGAUCAUUGCUUGGAUUCUAAGCUGCGUUCUUAGCAUACCUCAGACCAUCGUUUUUCGAGUAGCGAAAGGGCCAUUUAUCGAAGAUUUUUACCAGUGUGUAACUCACGGUUUUUAUACAGAAAGAUGGCAAGAGCAAGCGUACACGACGCUCUCACUUGUAUUUAUGUUCAUCCUACCUCUCAUCAUUCUAGUGUCUACUUAUGUAUCAACAGUGAGAACUAUCGCAAAAAGCGAAAAGGUAUUCCAGCCGGAAGUGACGCGGCAAGAAAAAUAUUUGACACCCGACGUUAAUAGGAGGAGACUAAUAGAUAGGGCGAAAAUGAAAUCUUUAAGGAUGUCGGUGGUGAUUGUUGCGGCUUUCAUGAUCUGGUGGACUCCGUACUAUGUCAUGAUGAUAAUGUUCACGUUUCUGAAUCCAGACAAAGAUCAAAGCGAAGAUCUACUGUCGGGGAUAUUUUUCUUCGGCAUGUCAAACAGUCUCGUCAACCCCGUGAUAUACGGCGCCUUCCAUUUGUGGCCAAAGAAGAAAAGAUCUCGGCAUAGCGACAGGGAAUCUGGUGGUCAACAUGCAUCGUUACUGCGACGUGGCGACCACACUUCGUCAGUGAGACUAACAACUAUCAGGUCGCUCAGGUCAUCAGCAAAGUAUUCCAACGGACAGAAUAUCAGUUUAUUAUAACCCAUUAGUAAUAUCGGGGCCAUACCUCGCACAAUUAUUGCCGAAGAAUCUUGUUAGUGUGAUAUAAACCUAGUCAUUUUUAAAACAUGUGAUUAGAAAUAAGCAUUAGAAUAGAUAAGGACUAUAAAUGUUUAAGAUUUAUACAAUACUUCGUAAGUGAGUAUAGUUUCAUUGGUGUAUAUAUAAUACUUAACUAAAGAUAUAUAAAAGUAAAGUAUUUAUUUUGCACUAUGUUAAAGCAGUCAUUGGUACUAUUUAGAUUUUACAUAAAUCUCUAAACAAAAUUAGCAAUUUCAAAAGAAGUGUUAUCUUUUUUACUAUAUCUUUUGUGGAAAAAAAUAACAAUAUUUCCAGAUCAGUCGAUGAGUUAAUUAAGAUUACAGAUGUGAUACCUACAACAGAAUUGUAACCAAUUUAUAUUUCUUAAAUAAAACGGGUACAUAUCACGAUAAUAUUUUGGGAUUUGCCGAUUCGACCCAGUUGCAUGGGCACCGUGGGCACGA
Molecule: messenger RNA, 2042 nt
Organism: Pararge aegeria (speckled wood butterfly)
Lineage: Eukaryota; Metazoa; Arthropoda; Insecta; Lepidoptera; Nymphalidae
Gene: NGR-A21
Product: gonadotropin-releasing hormone receptor
Exons: 6
Coding region: 241-1539 (432 amino acids)
Biological process (GO): neuropeptide signaling pathway
Cellular component (GO): membrane
Molecular function (GO): corazonin receptor activity
Source: RefSeq, a predicted model, not a curated record